UGCCCCGGCUCAGCGGGGCGCGUGCUGCUCCUCAUUCAUUCACCAAUUCAAAUUAGCACAUCGGCGCGUGCAGUCUGAACAAUGGAGAUCAAAAGGCAGAGCGCGAGAUGACUGCGCGUACCCGCUCUGCGCGCGCCCUCACAGCUGUACCCACCUACUGGCGCCGUUGUCAUGGUGACCCAGAUACCCGCCUGAACGGGUAUGUGUGUGCACGAGCGGGAGGAAGGAGGGAGGAAAGGAAGGUAUGAAGGAAGGAGGGAGGGGAAUUAGUCAGUGAAAGAGGAGGAGAAGAAGGAGGAGGAGGAGAGGGUGUUCUGCCGAGGUGGACGUGGCGGGUCCGGAGGACUGAGCUACCGCAGCUGAGGGGAAGCCGAACCGAACCGAGCAGAACCAGGAUAGCGGACCAUGAAGCGGGUCACCCGCAGGCUGGUUCCAGUCAGGUGACGGCGUUGACGUCUCGGACCUUCUCCUCAUCGUCUCUGGUUCCUCUCAGGUCGACCCCUCACCCCCCAUCAGGACCGCCCCCCCCAGCAGCCGUGGGGAGAGGAGGAGGAGAGGAAGAGGCGUGGCUUGUUGCCUCGGCGACUCUUCAGGCGUAAGUACGGAGAGCGGUGAGGAGGAUUGGCUCCGCCCCUCCACAUGUCGGACUUGGAGGCAGAGUGUCUGGGCCUCGGCCUGCCGCCGGACUGCGGCUCCCCCCCUCUGCCUCUGGACGGCGCCGCCCCCCCCACACCCACGCUGGCGCUGCUGUCGUCAGACUGCCCCACGCCCACGCUCAGCUCACUGGCGGCGGAGAUCGCCGAGCCGCUGGUGAUGCUGCCGUGCGUAAAGAGCGAGCCGGAGGACGGCGACCUGGAGCCCAUCCGGACCGUGGACCUGUCGGAGAUCCAGCCGCUGUCCACCGCCGAGCUGGGCCACGACCAGAUCAAGAUGGAGAUCAGCGGCCUCGACUACAUCAAGUCCGAGCACCACGGUCACCAUGACAACCACCAGCUGGCGUUCCACCACGGCGACGCGUCGGAGCUGGACUACAAGUCGCACUACGAGCCCUGCUCUGUGUUCGACUACAUCUCCCAGGUCACCGACACCCUGGAGUACAUCAAGUCGGACCACGCCGUGGACCUGCACUGCUACUACAGCGCCGAGCUGGGCGCGCUGAAGUCCGAGUACCCGGAUGCCGGCGCCGUGUCGGCCCACCUGCACCACAACGGCCUGGAGUCCAUCCACAUGGCCGAGCUGCGCACCGAGCUCAACAAGCUGCGGCCCGACGCCCUGCUGCUAGAUGGGCUGGGCAAACCCGACCCCGACUUUGGAGAGGGCACGCUGUACGAACUGCAGCCCGCGGCGGACGGGGCGGGCCGGGCGGGCCAGGCCGGCGCCGGCCUGGGUCUGCUCAUCACCACCAAGACCCGGCCGUUCUGCUGCCAGCACUGUGGCAAGAGCUUCACCAAGGAGACCAGCUACCGCAACCACAUCCAGAUCCACACAGGCGAGAAGCCCUUCUCCUGCUCACAGUGCGGGAAGACUUUCAGCAACUCAGGCGUCCUGAAGACCCACGAGAAGAUCCACACGGGGGAGCGCCCGUUCGGCUGCACGCAGUGCGGCAAGAGCUUCGGCCGGCUGGGCCACCUGAAGGCGCACCAGCAGAUCCACACGGGCGAGCGGCCGUACGCCUGCCCCCGCUGCGCCAAGACUUUCAGCCAGUCGGGCCACCUGAAGGCGCACGAGCAGAUCCACAAGCGGGAGCGGGCCGACACGGCCAGCACCAGCAGCGACGGCGGCAGCAGCGCCGUGAGCAGCGACAGCAGCUAAAGCCGACCUUUAACCUCCGGAGAGUCAAAGUAUUAUUCCUGUUUUUAUACAAGCGCUAUAUAAAGGUUUCUUUAUGACUUUUCUUA
Gambusia affinis (western mosquitofish) is the source of this 1898-nucleotide messenger RNA. RefSeq lists its product as uncharacterized. Lineage: Eukaryota; Metazoa; Chordata; Actinopteri; Cyprinodontiformes; Poeciliidae. Gene Ontology annotation, molecular function: DNA-binding transcription factor activity, RNA polymerase II-specific; RNA polymerase II cis-regulatory region sequence-specific DNA binding. The transcript is spliced from 3 exons. The record is from RefSeq and is a predicted model, not a curated record. Gene Ontology annotation, biological process: regulation of transcription by RNA polymerase II. The coding region runs from base 640 to 1812 and encodes 390 amino acids.